Molecule: messenger RNA, 6832 nt
Organism: Bombina bombina (fire-bellied toad)
Lineage: Eukaryota; Metazoa; Chordata; Amphibia; Anura; Bombinatoridae
Gene: TSEN54
Product: tRNA splicing endonuclease subunit 54
Exons: 11
Coding region: 484-2040 (518 amino acids)
Biological process (GO): tRNA-type intron splice site recognition and cleavage
Cellular component (GO): tRNA-intron endonuclease complex
Source: RefSeq, a predicted model, not a curated record
GCCUCCCACUCCCAGAGAAAACAUGCAGGUGUCUGUUUCAGUGACCUAAGCUGGUGACAACCUAGCAAGGCAACCCCUUGUUGAGUGAGAAGUUUGUUUCAGGUUGGGUGGGGCAUAACUGCUGGGUUGAGGAGGGGACCUAUUGCAAGAUCAUAGGUGAAGAGAGUCACUGCCAGGCCUGGCCGAGGUUUAGUGGGGGAAAGGGACCCUGCCAGGCCGUGCAGGGCUCUCUAACAGGCCAGUCCCGGCUGUAGUUUGGAGAAAGGAGCCCUGACAUCAAGCCAGUCCUUGGUUCAUGAGAUUGGAGAUGCAAUGCCAGUCACUGGUGGUGCUGCCGACACGCCUUUCCCGGGAUCUGCGUUUGUGGGUGGCGGGUGCCAGUUUGGCUUCAGGGGGAGGGAAUAUACACUAGGCCCUGCAGGACAGUCUGUGGUAUCAGAUAGAUUCCGCCGGAUAUCGGAUGUGUAGCGCUUCCUGGUCCAAAUGUUGAGCCCAGCAGAGUUGUUUGCUGUAAGGAACCGGGACCAGAGCCUUCCUCAGCGGUCUCAUGGACAGAAGGACUUUGUGGCAGAUGGGUCGGAGGUGCAAACUAAUAAACUGCAGGUCUGCCGUGCUGAGCAAUGGGAACUGCUAGGAGAGGAGCGCGUGGAGCGGCUGGGCAGCCUUAUAAAAGGUGUAUGGAAGCCAAAGGAAGGGCUAGUGGAGCUGACAUCACCAGCGGGGAAAUUCUGGCAGACUAUGGGUUUCACUGAGGAAGGGCGACAAUGUCUGCUACCUGAAGAAGCUGUUUACCUAGUAGAAUGUGGCACCAUUCAGCUGUUGUACAGGGACUUGCCCUUAUCUGUGCAGGAGGCAUACGAGAGACUGCUUACCCAGGGCUCUGUAUCGGUACUGCAGUAUCGAGUUUAUAGUCAUUUGAAGCGGUUGGGUUACAUUGUCACUCGGUUUAACCCUAGUUCCAUUCCAUCGCUUUAUGAGAGGCGGCUUAAACUGGAGUGCAAUGACAGACCAGAUCGGAAACGGAAGAGGAGCUCUAGCCCAAGAUCAAAGAACAAAAGACAUUCAGAAAAUGAAGCAAAUCAUCAGACUAUGUUAAAGAGCAGUGAACAGUCAGGAAUCAAGUACAGCAAAUCUAAUGCAGGCUCAGAUGAUCAGGAUGGAAAAAUUGGUUGCCAGUCUGAAGGCCGUACAAAGAACAGACAGUAUUGUGACGACAAGUUAAAGCAUAGAGUAGUUGAUAUGGAGAAAGAGAGCAGACACCUACAUUUAGAGGGUUUGAGCUCUGAACAUCAAGACAUACCAGAUAGUAGCCUUAAAGAGAAGUUCUCAAGAACAUCCCGCUGGGACUUCACCAAAAUCUCCCUCCCUAAUUGUUCACCAAAAUUCCCCUUUACACUGCUCCACGAUCCAGAACCUGAACUGCUCCCGGAGAAUGUAAUAUCACGAAAGGCAGAUGUAUCGCUAUGGCUGAACAGGCUCAACUUGCGCCCAGAAAAGUUUUCCCGGAGAGAACGUGAGCAAUUAAAUUGGGAGCGUAGAUACAAGAGUAGUGUUAACUCAGAUCCCAAGGUGCAGAAAUGUGGCAGCUGGAAAGAGUAUAAGCAGCUCCUGCAAGAGAGGAAGCAUCAACGAGAGAGGGUGAAGCCGUCACACCUCUGGGCAAACUCUGUUACUCCAAUACUGAGCCCAGGGCGCAGUCAUUCCACAGCUUCUGUUCUGGAGAAGAUUACAGUAACAAGUCCAUCCUUACUACUGGAUGAUGCUGAAAGGUUACAGAGACAUGAGCCAGACACUCCACAAAUUCAUUUUAAUGUGUAUCAAGCUGACGGCAAUGCAGAGUUCCGAAAAAGCAAACCUGGAACACCAUACGUACGGAUAUGUGUUCGAAGCUUUGACGAGAACAUCCCCAGACUUCGCACUAUCAAGAUCCUGGCCUAUCAGAGUGGAGAAGUCCCAGUGGUUUUUGCACUUGUGGAACCAGGCGAAUUGGCUUUUUAUUCCUUUAAGGACUUCCAGCUGCCUGUAGAUGUGUAUCCCUGAAGAAAGUCAAAGCGGUUGGACCUGGCUUGUGUGACAUGAUUUAUUCAUAUUUUUGAGACCAUUUUUUUUUGCUUGUGUGCAGAUCAUUUUAGUUCUUUUAUAUUUCAGGAAGAAAAAACAAACCAGAAAAAUAAAAGAGCUCUUUUCAAGAAAUUAAUAUAUAUGACAUUUUAAAUAUAGAAACGGGUUUAUUUAAUUGACACCAAUGCCUUUUUAUGGUACCAAAGGGGGAAAAUUAACUUUUAAUUCAAAAUCUUCCACCUAUAGCAUGUUUUAAAGAAAUAUAAAAAGUGAAAUUUGAAACGAUUAGUGGUGCCUUUCAAAUUGUACUUGAUUAAAUUUUGCAAUAUACAUACAUUUAGAAAAAAAAUGCUCCUAGAAAACAUCAUCACUUUAUUGAAACAGUUUAUUGUACAAGAGAUCUGCCAAAUAUGCAGUGAUUGGUCACUUGUACGCUCAUUGCCCUCUUUUGCAGGCUUCCCCAAGGCAGAACAUGCUGUGAUCUGAGAUGUCAUUGCAGAAAAUGCAACAUACCGGACACAUGCAGGAACUGUUAACGCUUUUGCUUUGCAGCGCUGCCCCAUAUCAGGCUGUUCUCUGCAAAUAGUGCUGUGCUCUUGCUGCACUGUGUAAGUUUUCCAUAGCACAGUGCUUUGCAGCUCUGCUCCAUAUCAGGCUUUUCUCUGCAAAUAGUGCUGUGCUCUUGCUGCACUGUGUAAGUUUUCCAUAGCACAGUGCUUUGCAGCGCUGCUCCAUAUCAGGCUGUUCUCUGCAAAUAGUGCUGUGCUCUGCCUGCACAGUGUAAGUUUUCCUUAGCACAGUGCUUUGCAGCGCUGCUCCAUAUCAGGCUGUUCUCUGCAAAUAGUGCUGUGCUCUGCCUGCACAGUGUAAGUUUUCCUUAGCACAGUGCAGUCAGGGCAAAGCACUGUUCGAAAAGAACAGUACAAUAUAGAGCAGGUCUGCAAAGCAGCAGCACAUUAGUGGCUGGCUCUCAGUGAUUUUUUUCAACACUGCCCCUAGCCUUUCCGAGUCUGUAAAGUUGAAACUUAUGAAUGUAGGAUGUUCUUUUGAGCAAUGCACCUUUUUAUAACCAAAUUUUACCUUAUAAUUAUGUAAUGUUAGACCAAGAGCAAAGGAAACAAAUUCAUAAUUACAAAUAAGACGCUUUAAAAAACGUCGUUUUUUUUUUCUCUGCGGCUAAUUUGCAAUGCAACUUUACUUUCAUCUACUGCAUUAUAUUAUAAAACAUUAAAAUCUUUAAAAAUUGCUUUAUUCUCCAGUUGAUCAACCCGUUGUAAUUGAGCUGGUGCUUUAGUGUAACUGCCUAAUUUAAAAUUUAUUUUAGUUUUAAAAUGACCUGCAGAAAAAAUUUCACAAAAAAAAAACUCAUUUCAGAAAGUGGAAAAAGGUUCUGCCUCUGGGGCAGGCUCUGAGUGCCAGAAGUGAUGUAGUGUGCAGUGUCACUGACGCUCAGAUCCUGCAUGAGAAGGGAAUUAGUGUACGCAGCCUUAUGCAUGGUGUGUCACAUGAAAAAAGCUGUGAAAGUAUUUCCUAAAACAAUCUUACAAACCAUAUGUAUACUGUAAAAUUGCUUAUAAACUCAGAUUUGAUGUUUAUAUCCCCUUACAUAAAUAUAUAUGGACCUGGCUGUUUUAGGGGCAUGUGAGUUGUCACAUGAGAACAAAAGGAAAAUGGUCAAAUACAUAACAGAUCAGAUACUCAAUGCGAAUAACCAAUAGGGCUCUAGUAAAGAGAUUUUGUCAGGUCUAUUACUUCCAGUAAUUUAUUGAUUGUACAGUCAUUGAAUUUCUUACUUAUAAAUGCUAUAUUUACUUACAUUUAUUUCAAAGUGAAAAGCAACCACUUUGUAAUCUUACAUGAGGUAAAUUUUCUUAAAGCUCAAGAACAUGUUUCCAAAAAAAAGUAUUUUAUACUAAAAAGCACUAUUUUGUAUAAGACAAACAGAAAAAGGGGUCCAAUAUUCUUUUACAUUGCUAGAGGGCGUUAUAGGAUUUUCUUAAGGUAUACAACAAACCAAACAAGCAUCAAGUGUAGCUAUUGCAAACGGUGAUUUUUAUGUUUGUUAGCUAUUUUUAAAAUUGUAUAUUUUAUAUUAAAAAAACUAAAACUUGCAGUGAAACAGCACAAUUAUUAAUAUUUACAACUUAGCCGUUCAGUGGUAAAUCAUAGUUUACAUUACUCAUUAACACACCCAAACUAUACACCAGUUCAUGGAAAAAAUGCUUAUUCUGUAAAACUAAUUUAAGUUACAUUUAAUAUUUUGUUUGCAACCCCACCUUUAUUACAGAUGCCCAUUCUCAUGCUUAUAUGCAGACUUUAAAAUGACAGAAAAAUGUUCUUUACCCCUUCGAUGCGCAUGAUGAGGCAUUCUCGUCAUGCACAUUGCUAAGUGUAGGCGCAUGACAAGCUUUUCUCUGCAUGCAGGAGAUCGCUGAUCAAACACUUUUUUCGGCAGUCCCCCUCACUACAGGGCGGGAAUCGUUGGUGGCCUAGUGGGCAGCACUUCUUUGUGAAGUCGCAAAAGGGGCAGAACCAGGAAACUCACUGUAGUUGGAUGGGGGAGGUUCUUCAAACCCCUCAAUCUCAGCUCCCAUAGCAGCUACAAACCUCCAAUACCCCUUAUUUCAAAGAGUCACCUGCUCUUUCAAAUUAAGUCUUGGAAAAUAAAGACAUGGGGAUUUGCUUGGGAAUGGCUAAUGCCCCUCUCUCAAAAAAAGGAUACAUUUUGUCUGUUUAGGCAGGUGAUCACUGUGGUAAGAACGAACACCUUGCAAGAAAUAAAGUGCUUUUAUUUCUGUUCUGGAAAACGGGCCUCCCUAAUCUGUAUUAUAACACCCAAAAGCCUGUAUGGGUCCCUAUGUCACAUUUGGCUACCCAUUAUGACAAUUUAGUAAUGUGAUCACAGUAGCAGGAGUGGUUACUUGGCCAUUUUCAGUAUUAUUUGCUAGAAUCUAAGAAACAAUUAUACAUAUUCUUUAUUACAGUUUUUGCCACAGCUAUCUCGUAUGCCAUGAAUUAUAAAUGUAAUGGUAUAUUGUGACUGCUGGGCCUGCUGGAAAAAAAAAACUAUAUAAUUUGUGUGUAUUAAAUCUGACUUACAAUAGUGUUUAAAUCUAGGUAUCAAAAAAAGCUUAAAGGGACAGUCUAGGCCAAAAUAAACUUUCAUGAUUCAGAUAGAGCAUGUCAUUUUAAACAAUUUUCCAAUUUACUUUUAUCACCAAUUUUGCUUUGUUCUCUUGGUAUUCUUAGUUGAAAGCUUAACCUAGGAGGUUCAUAUGCUAAUUUCUUAGACCUUGAAGCCCACCUCUUUCAGAUUGCAUUUUAACAGUUUUUCACCACUAGAGGGUGUUACUUCACGUAUUUCAUAUAGCUCAGUGUUUUUCAACCAGUGUGCCGUGAGAGAUCCUCAGGUGUGCCACGGCAGACUGACAACAGUGUGACAUAUUUUUUAAACUUUGCUUGUUUUUUACUCCCAGUGCAGGGGUAGUUUGUAGGUGACAUGGCAUAACAGCUCAAUACAUACAGUAUGUGUGUGUUUGUGUGUAUGUGUAUAUAUAUAUAUGCUGUAUUAGGCUACAAUGUGUGAUUUUUUUAAAAAUUUUGGGAUGGUGGUGUGCCACGGGAUUUUUUAAUGUAAAAAAGUGUGCCAUGGCAAAAAAAAGGUUAAAAAUCACUGAUAUAGAUAACACUGUGCUCGUGCACGAGAAGUUAUCUGGGAGCAGGCACUGAUUGGCUAGAUUGCAAGUCUGUCAAAAGAACUGAAAAAAGGGGCAGUUUGCAGAGGCUUAGAUACAAGAUAAUCACAGAGGUUAAAAGUAUAUUAUUAUAAAUGUGUUAGUUAUGCAAAACUGGGAAAUGGGUAAUAAAGGGAUUAUCUAUCUUUUAAAACAAUACAAAUUCUGGUGUAGACUGUCCCUUUAAACUUGGCUCAGCACUGGGGUGAAAAAAGGCUUAGCAGCGAAAGGGUUGAAGAAAAUAUCACCUGAACAUCUCAAUGUAAAAAUAUUUACCUCAAAAAUUCUUCCGCUCACAGUAGUGCUCCGUGAUUGGCUAUCUUUCAUUUGCUCUCCGCUAUAUGUUGAAAAAGAAAAAAACAGCCCAUUUGCUUAAUAUGUGCAGAUGUCUUUGCUUUACUGUGAUCCUUUGAGAUUUCACUGAAAUCUCAUGAGAUUUCAAAAUAAACUUCUUUAAACUGAAUAUGGAAAUAACAUGACUGUGCCUGCACAUGUCUGAUACAUGCUUCCUUGCAAGUCCCUAGACUAGCAUCCUGAUUGGCUGCUUAAAGGGACACUGAACCCAAAUUGUCUUGCUAUCUUUAUUUUAAAAGCAGGAAUAUAAAUCUUAGCAGCCAGCCCACUUUAGGUUCAGCACCAUGGAUAGCGCUUGCUUAUUGGAGGCUUACAUUUACCCACCAAUAAGCAAGCAUAUCCCAGGUUCUCAACCAAAAAUGGGCCAGCUCCUAUGCAUCACAUUCCAGCUUUUUAAAUAAAGAUAGCAAGAGAACGAAGAAAAAUUGAUAAUAGGAGUAAAUUAGAAAGUUGAUUAAAAUUGCAUGCUCUCUUAAUCAGGAAAGAAAACAUUUUUGUUUAGUGUCCCUUUAAAGUCCCUAGCUACUGAGGAAAUUUUGAGUGCCUGAAACAUUUAACUCCCUAUGAAUUGUCAAAAUAAAGAGCCUGUUUGUUACUCAACUGUGAGUUCCUGAACAUACAGUAUAUAAAAUCUGUCUUGAACUUGAUAAUCUUACAAUAAAAGCACCCCUCUUUCUCAUGAA